Molecule: messenger RNA, 792 nt
Organism: Fusarium oxysporum Fo47
Lineage: Eukaryota; Fungi; Ascomycota; Sordariomycetes; Hypocreales; Nectriaceae
Product: 60S ribosomal protein eL30
Exons: 3
Coding region: 225-557 (110 amino acids)
Cellular component (GO): cytosolic large ribosomal subunit
Molecular function (GO): RNA binding; structural constituent of ribosome
Source: RefSeq, a predicted model, not a curated record
CACAAAGAAUGUCCCAAACAGCCUUUCUCGCAAUGUCUGCUCAUUUGUCAGCGGAUGAGGUCAGCGGGUAAAUAUCGGCUUAGGGCUCUGCAACUGCAGGAGCGUAUCGGGGUUAGCCCACUCCACGCACUUGCCUUUCAAAAACCCAUGCAACUUUUUCUUCACACUUUCAGCUUCCAUCAACGAACGUCAAGUCACCGCCAACCCGUCGCCCAACAAUCACAAUGGCCCCCCAGAAGAAGAGCAAGAAGGAUGCCAACAGCAUCAACUCCAAGUUGGCGCUUGUUAUGAAGUCCGGAAAGGUCACUCUCGGCUACAAGUCUACCCUCAAGAGCCUCCGAUCCGGCAAGGCCAAGCUCAUCAUCAUUGCUGGCAACACUCCUCCUCUCCGCAAGUCUGAGCUCGAGUACUACAGCAUGCUGUCCAAGGCCCCCAUCCACCACUUCUCUGGCAACAACAUUGAGCUCGGUACCGCCUGCGGUAAGCUCUUCCGUUGCUCCACCAUGGCCAUCCUCGACGCUGGUGACUCCGACAUUCUCAGCGACCAGCAGGCUUAAGUGUCUCGCUGAUAGAGAAUGCAUUUUAUGGCGUUUGGGGUAAAAUGGGUCCAGGGCAUUUGAGGAUAUACCAAUCUGAGUGAUGAAAAAGCGACAACUCUUAGUGAGAACAUGCGAUGCAAGAAAGCUGGCAGUUCUCCCCUUGACCUAUGCGUCUUGGGCUUCGUUGGACUUGGUAUCGAUUACCAGUUCAAGCCAAUAAAAAAUAAAGCUCAUGAACAUUGUUCCCCGCCAA